Molecule: messenger RNA, 1119 nt
Organism: Oikopleura dioica
Lineage: Eukaryota; Metazoa; Chordata; Appendicularia; Copelata; Oikopleuridae
Source: the annotation of a GenBank genome assembly
AUGCCUCUUUCUCGACUGGACGGAGUGGAGAAAAGAGUCGGCUUCAAAUGUACCGUCGACGAAUGCGGGAAAGUCUUCCAGGAAAGGGAAGACAUUCUCAAGCACAUCAAAGAAAACCACAAAACUGGACGUUUCAAGAAAGUACUGCUUGGCUCAACUGCUAAGCCGCCGACUGCUGGAGCCAUUACUGCCAAGAAAACAGCCGGACUAGCAUCGAUCACUCUCCACAGAAAGAAAGAAACGAAGGAAAAGGAAGAAAAGCAGAAAGUCUACCGUUGCACCGUUUGUCGACUGAUUAAGCCAACUCGGAAUGAAAUCGAAGCUCAUUGCUUGGCAAAACACAAUCAGAAAUCUAAGUGGAUUCUUGUCAAUCGAAAGAAGCAGAUGGCGAGAAAAGCAGUCGACUCACUUAAAUCAUUGAAGGACGAGUACGACAAUGUUGAAACUUAUCAUUGUCCAUAUUGCGAGUUCGAGACAGAAAAGCUCACGGGACUGGUGAAACAUUUGCCACAACACACACCCGAUGAUUUGUAUGAAGUGAGCCUCAGAUUGCAGAAGAAUAUGAAGUUGAAAACCUUCAGAUGCAUUGUCUGCUUCUACAGGUCGCUGAAAGGGUCGACUUUGCGCGAACACUUGGAAUCUCAUUCGGAAGAAGAUAUCCUCGAUCGUGCCUUGGACUUUUCCAACGAUCAAGCAGAUGACUCCUCAAGCGAAGAGGAAGAAGACGAAGAAACAGAGCCCGAGAUUGAGGAAGAAAAUAUCAUCGACUUCAAGCAACCGCUGCAAUUCAAGCCAGGCGAUGCUCACUAUCAGGCAAUUCAAGAUAACGAUAUUGUCUUGCCAAAGAAGUUCACCUGCACCCUUUGCAGCUACCUAUGCUCCUCGAAGAAAGAAGUCUCCAUGCAUGUGAAGGACUUUCAUAGAAUUGAAAUGAACGAACACCUGAUCUUGUCGAGCUUCAUUGACGAGAAGCUGGAGUCGUUGACGACGGAUACACCGGAUAAGAAGGCGAGAGAAACUAUCACAUUGCCAGCUGCUAAGAAAUUGACCACGAAGCCUCACCAAGGCCGCAAGGAGUCGACCAUUUGUCUCGGGCUCAAUAUUUUUGAUAAUUGCUGA